This is a messenger RNA of Varanus komodoensis (Komodo dragon), 1954 nucleotides long. It is a transcript of the gene AK8, whose product is annotated as adenylate kinase 8. The transcript is spliced from 13 exons. The record is from RefSeq and is a predicted model, not a curated record. NCBI's taxonomy places the organism in Eukaryota, Metazoa, Chordata, Lepidosauria, Squamata, Varanidae. Gene Ontology annotation, biological process: nucleoside triphosphate biosynthetic process. Gene Ontology annotation, molecular function: nucleoside diphosphate kinase activity; ATP binding; AMP kinase activity. The coding region runs from base 33 to 1430 and encodes 465 amino acids. Gene Ontology annotation, cellular component: cytoplasm.
CCACUUCGAGGCCUCUCUAUAUCCCUCCGCAGAUGGGGCUAUACGCGGAGAAACACCAACUUUACCAAUUGAUGCAGGGCAUGCUGGAAGGACUGCUUAUUCACAAGCCAGAUGAGCCUGUAGAAUUCUUGAUAAAGCAGCUAAAGCUAGACAAUUACGGCGUUCCAAGGAUCCUUAUACUUGGUCCUCCAGCCUCUGGAAAAACGACUAUUGCCAUGUGGCUUUGCAAACAAUUGGUGAUCCCUCGGAUCUCUCAAGAGACUUUGUUAACCACUGAAUGGUCAGCCUUGGCAGCCAAAGCGCAGGAGUACCGAGAGAGCCAACAGGAAAUUCCUGAUGCGCUGUGGGCAGAACUGAUUGAGGAACGCCUGAAGGUCGAGGACUGUCUUCACACUGGCUGGGUUAUGGAAGGCAUCCCUGAGACCCGAGAACUGACACGGCUCUUGCAGGCAAUGGGCAUCAUUCCCAGGCACGUUGUCGUGCUUCACGCUCCCGACAUGGUGCUGAUUGAGAGGAACCUUGGGAAACGCGUGGACGUUGUUACUGGAGAGGUAUACCAUACGACGUUCGACUGGCCAUCCGACGAGUCUGUGUGCCUGAAUUUGGAGGUGCCUCCAGACAUCUCUGAAGUGGCGACAUCGAGGAGGCUGCUGAAAUACCACCAAAAUUACCCUGGAAUUCUCCAGUCCUUUGGGAAAGUCAUGAAACUGGUCAACGCUGACCAGCCAUGUGCAGAUGUCUUCUCACAAGUUCUGACCCAUGUCCAAUUUCCGCCUUGGACACCUGCUCCAUUUUCACCUCGUAUUCUCCUCUGUGGUCCCCCCGGCUCUGGGAAAAGUCUGCAGGCAGCGUUACUGGUGCAGAAAUAUGGAGUCAUCAAUGUUUGCUGCGGGCAACUGCUAAAGGAAGCUGUAGCCGACGAGACAAAACUCGGGGAACUCAUUAAGCCAUACUUCGACAAUGGAAGGCCAGUUGCUGACAACAUUGUCAUGAAGCUGCUGUCGCAGCGGCUGAACCAGCUCGACUGCCACAUCCGGGGCUGGGUGCUGCAUGGGUUCCCGAGGGACCAGGAUCAGGCCAAGCUGAUGAGGCAGGCAGAGAUUCACCCAAACAGGGUGUUUUUCCUGAAUGUCACAACUCAAACCAUUUUGGAGCGUCUGUGUUACCGUACGCUGGACCCAGUCACUGGGGAAAGGUAUCACACCCUGUACAAACCAUCUGCCUUGAAAGAAACAAAUGACCGCCUCCUGAUGCACCCAAGGGACGUUGAAGAGACGGUGAUGCUCAAGGUGGAAGCCUACUUCCGGCUUUCCAGUAGCCUGGAGAGCUUCUUCGAAGAGGCUUUUUUCAUCAAUGGCGAUCAAGAUCCCCAGACGGUCUUUGAGUACAUAGAGAGCUAUAUCGUCAAUCCACUGCCAACCAAGUAUUAAGGAUUCUGAGUAUACGGUAACUUGGCCCCAGUGGUUGGAGGUCUAAGCAAACACUAAAUCUAAGAUGGGCUGGCAGUCUGUUCUUGUUCCCUCCUAGGCAAUAGGUUGGUUUUUCUUUAAGUCUUCCCCCUGCCCAAAGCAUAUUGUAAACUAUAAAGAGGGCAAUAAAACUCAAGCAGGCCCUUCAAAAAACCCUAGAAGGACCCUCCCUAAACCAAGGAGCAGUGGGGAGCUGUCAGCUUAUACAUUCUGGGAGUUAGAGCUGAGACUGUCUAGAGAGAAGCAGCUUCUGGUGAGUCUGAUUUCAUUUAUCCCAUUGAUUGUCACAACAGAAAUGAAAAGUUUUGUCCCAGCAAUCCCAAGUAGAUCAGUGACCGAGGGAAGGGAGGGAAAUAUUUCCCUCUGUUUGAUCCUCUCCCAUCUUGGUGAUUAUCCAGGGUACAAUGUAAUUCUGAUCACCCCACGAUUUAACUGUUACCGCUUGGUUUGAUUAGUGUGAAUGAUUAAAAAGAGUUUCACUGCAA